This is a messenger RNA of Haliotis rufescens (red abalone), 9961 nucleotides long. RefSeq names its product 5'-AMP-activated protein kinase subunit beta-2-like. The transcript has 7 exons. The record is from RefSeq and is a predicted model, not a curated record. Gene Ontology annotation, biological process: signal transduction. NCBI's taxonomy places the organism in Eukaryota, Metazoa, Mollusca, Gastropoda, Lepetellida, Haliotidae. Gene Ontology annotation, molecular function: protein kinase binding. Bases 369 to 1181 code for a protein of 270 amino acids. Gene Ontology annotation, cellular component: nucleus; cytoplasm; nucleotide-activated protein kinase complex.
GAUGCAUUGCGUCUGUACGAGCACAUGAGCCUCCAUAUUUGUUUACGAUGUCAGAUCGCCUCGUUGUUUUUCUGUGUGUAUAGCUCUCGAAUAAGCAUUUUUAGAAUUUUCUCGUCAUGCGAAAGAGAAGAGAUUGGAAUACUACAUGAACCGAAAAUAAUUAAUUUCUAAGAGACCUUAGCCAAUAUAAUAAGGCUAGACCACAAAGUGUUCAGCUGCCUAAGUCGGCUUGUUUACAACGUCAGACCUCAAGUCGAGCUCAGGAAUCGGGACUAUAUUUACCGACCCAUACAAUUAAACUGGGUCUGGACAAGGUUUGAUUAUAUUCAGACUGAUCACACCUUCAGACGCAUUGACAUAUUACAGCGAUGGGGAACAGCAGUUCAGCGAAAAAUCGCCAUGCAUCUGGAGACGACACAGCUCCAACACUCACUGCUGGGCGACUUGGAGACUCGGCGAUCUCGGACGAUGGAGAAAUGUUUGCAGGCAACAUUGGGACUUACCAAUCAAGGCCUCAGCGAGUACGUUCAAGCACAAUCACACCUGGGGGUGACCCGACACUUUCGACGGCAGGCCGUGCUCUCCCGACAGUCAUCAAGUGGGAAGGAGGGGGGAAAGAUGUGUAUAUAGCCGGUAGUUUUAACAACUGGAAAUCUAGAAUUCCUUUAGUCAAAAGCCAUGGUGAUUUUUAUACAAUAGUAGACUUACCAGAAGGCGAUCACCAGUAUAAGUUCUAUGUCGACGGUCAGUGGAUUCAUAAUCCUAAUGAGCCUACAUCAAAUAAUGAAAUGGGUACAUUAAAUAAUGUUGUGAAAGUAAAAAAGACAGAUUUUGAAGUUUUUGAAGCACUAGCGAUUGAUAGUAGGACAACCAAUACCUCCCGCAAACAUCAAGAAACUCCUGACACAGGUUCGCCUCCAACUGAUUACGGUCAAGACAUUCCUGUACGGAGAACAGACAUCAAACAACCUGGUCCCCCCAUCUUACCCCCACAGCUUCUUCAAGUCAUUCUCAACAAAGAUACCCCAGCUCAUUGUGAGCCAACUUUACUGCCAGAGCCCAAUCAUGUGAUGCUCAACCAUCUUUAUGCCUUAUCAAUAAAGGAUGGUGUGAUGGUUUUAAGCGCUACCCACAGAUUUAGGAAGAAAUAUGUGACAACCUUGUUAUACAAGCCGAUCUAGCACUUUAACUCUUAACUAGACAUUUUAACAUAGGAUAAUUCAAAUAAUAUGGACAAUUUUAUGGAGUAAUGGUGUUUUUCACCAUGUUGAGUGAUUCUUAUUGUAUUAUAUUGUAUAUAAUGUAAAGUUAGCAUUGAUCAGUGACCUAGGGUCAUCACUGUUUGCGUCAUGUUUGUGUACAGAUAAGUUAUCACUAUUGAAGUGUGCUGCUACUGAGUGCAUACCCUUGGUAUGUGGAGAGAGGUAUGGGGUAUGGAGAAUACAGUCAGUGUAUGAAUGAGAAUCGUCCUUUUAGUAAGUAGUUUCCCCUAUACUUAAUCUGGUCAUUUUGUUUGUCACCAUGGCAAUAAUGAGACGAGAGGUUGCCAGGCUUGUUUAGGACUUGAAUGUUGAGGCCAUUUCAUGCUCCAAGUAUGAACUGCAAAUUGUAUGUCAUUGUACAGUACUUGUACUAAUCAACAAUUCCAACUGUGUGUUUGUCUUUUGAAAUUAUGUAUUUGUGAUUCUCCGAUUGUUUUAGUCAUGUUUUAUUAAGAGCAUCAUUAACAUUUCAAGGUUUUUAUCUGCUGAGGAAAAAGCAUCAUAACCAUUAUGCCCCAAUAUCACUUUCUGAAACCAGAGGAACACAUCUAGCUGCCCUGAAAUAUGAAACAUAUAUUUAUUUCAUUUGUCAAGAACACCCAUUAUGGUGAGGAUUCACAUCUGUAUUGGGCUGUAAAAGAGGAGGAUCUACAAUGGUAGGGUAGAGGGUUAUGUGUUAGCUUGUCUCACUUAGGCCUGGGUUCAACUUCUCCACUUGGGUAUAUGUAAACCGUUCUUUGUGCCCUGUCGUUGUAUAGCUGCAAUGGACUUUGAGUUUUCAUCACAUACUUAAGGUCUUAUUUUCUUAAUCACUUAAUUAGCAGAUUUAUUUUCUUAAAACAUAAGGAAAUGUUUGAAAAAAUCUUUUUCAUUGAGGUAUUGUCAGUAAGGUGAAAUAUAGAGAGAAAAAUCUACAUCUUUGAAAUUUUGGCACAAGAGCAAACUAAAUAAUAGAAAUUAACAUUAAACAUUCUCUAAAAAAAUGUUGAAAUAAAGAAGUGAAAAUGAUUUCUAGUUUAAUAUAAUUUAAACAUAACUUAAAUUUUCUUUCAUUACUGUAAUAUGUUUACAGACUGCAUGAUUGUGAAAUUUGUGAAAAUUUAUCAAAAUUUGAAUUUUGGAUCCUUAAGCAAAGUAAAUAACAUAAUUGUGAAAGUAACGUAAGAUGGUUAAUGGGUGGUAUGCUUGAUUGCCAUAAAUCCAUGAAUAGAGGCCAUGUCCUUGAACUUCAGCUACGCCCUUGAACUUCAGCUAUGCCCCAGAACUUCAGCUACGCCCUUGAACAAGCCACUACAUGGUCGAAGUACAAUGGAUGCCCUCUAUUAAAUUUAACUUAAAAUGUCAAAAUAAGUGACAAAUCAGAUAUGUUUUCCAUUUUACUAUAAUAAUUUGCAUUCUGUCUUGUUUCUGCCUUUUCCCUGUAGCAGCAGUUUCUGUCCAAGAAUUAUCCUCUGGUUGAGACUUUUUAUGCUACUGCCAAGUAAUACAUUUUAUUUUUUCGCCAACAUCAGAUUUAAACAUUGAAAUGUUGUGAUCUAAAAAAAAUAAUUUGUUUUGAAAAUUUUAGUCUUCUGUGUAUUCAAUUGAUAUUGCUAAAAAUAGUUUCUGUUUAUUACCUGCAUAAUUGGAUUAUCUUUCUCAGGUUAAAUUUUUGGUCAUAUUAUCUUUGGUGCCAAAGUAGAUAGAAAAAAUGGGGUAAUAUGUUGUCACACGCUGUUAGUGAUUUCGGCUAAUUUGAUGAAGAAUGUAGGUUGCACCUAGUAAUCGCUGUCGGCUGAACUGUCUUAAGUUGACAGUGUAUGGCCCACCUUGUGGUGUCAAGGAAACUACUGUUACUAACCUGUUGUGUCAAGGCAUUCAGUGGGGCGGUCGGGUAGCCUAGUGGUUAAAGCGUUCGCUCCUCACCCUGAAGACCCAGGUUUGAUUCCCGACAUGGGUACAAUGUGUGAAGCCCAUUUCUGGUGUCCCUCGCCGUGAUAUUGCUGGAAUAUUGCUAAAAGCGGCGUAAAACCAAACUCACUCGCUCACUCAAGGCAUUCAGUUCAUGGGGACACAUGGUUUGUCAUUUUCAUUGAUGUUACUAAUCAGUUUAUUCUCAUUAAUAUUAGGGGGCACGGGUGGCCCAGUCGUCUUAGGCGCCGCGAUUCGCUGUGCAGAGUUGCGUCCCUUGGGCAUGCCAGAAACCUAUGAUUGUGGGUUCGAAUCCCGGUUCGCCCCGAUUAUGUUUCUAGGUUUGUCAGCACCAUACCCGUGCUCGUGGGUUUCACUUAAGUGGUAAACGUCUGAGACCUGCACCACUUUGGGCUUUCCUCCCACAUUAAGCUGACACGCUGUGAUAUAACUGAAAUACUGUUAAAAGCGGCGUAAAACCCAACUUACUCACUCACUCACUCUCAUUAAUGUUAAUCAGUUCCAGAAUGUAUGUUUAGGUAAAGAUUUUCUAUUUCAGAUAUUGUGACCAGAUAUUUUCUAUUAGGCUUAAAAAAAUAAAAGAAUUGGUUCUCAGGCAAUGGCUUUAGAAAAUAUAGUGUGUGUGGGCGGGUUUUUGUUGUUGUUUAUUGGGGGGUUGGGGUAGGGGGUGUGUUCAAGCUAGUAUGUAACUAAAUUUUGUUUACAUUAAUUUCGGCGAAAUGAUGUUGUUCUUAAGUAUUGUAGCAUUUCACAGCUGGGGUUGUGUGUUCGAGACUCGUAAUAUUUAAAGAUUUAUGGAAAUAAAUAUUAAAUGUGCAGCGGACUUUAUGAUGAUGCAGAUGCUGUCUGAGAACCAAGACUAUAAUGUUUUUUAGCCUUAAUACCCCUUUGGGCAUUCCGGGUUACUAGAGGUCCCCAGCAACCUAUUCUGGUUGUAAGAGGUGACGAAAUGGAUCGGGUGGGCGGACUUUGUGACUUGUUUGAUUGAAUGUCAUCGUACCCCGGCGGCGUGGAUCGUUGCUUACGAUGUCUGGUCCAGACUCGAUUAGUUACAGGCUGCCGUCAUAUAGCUGGAAUAUUGCUGUGUGCGGCGUUAAACAAGGAACAAACUUUAAUAUCAGUGAUCUGCCUCAAACCUGAAUCUGGUAUCAGUACUGUGUUCAAUAUUGAGACAUACCUGCUCUCUCUACACAAAUCUGACAUGUGUACCUUAUAUUUGAAAUGAUAUUCUACAGCUAUUUGAACAUAAUGUUUCGUUGUAGGAAGAUGAGUUAAUUAUGUAUAGUCUCCGAAUGUAUCUUGUCCUCAGGAUGUCAUGUUUGUCCUGAUAUCAGUGGAUAUCUGCCACAUCUACUGGAGCACUGUACAUACUCGCAUGACUCAACAACUGAUGUUGCACUGUAGAACUGUGCCUUUGAUGACGUAGUGAUUGCUUGUGAUUGUCUAUUGAUUGGUGAUGUUGUAUGUGUGCCAAACGAAUAUUAAACAGAUUUACAACAGUUCUAUGUAUGUUAGAAUAGUCUUUAGGUAGCCUUCUGAAGAUUAAUUAAGGAUAAGACUGAAAAAUGGCAUUUUUUAGAAUAUUUUAUUAAGAAUAAUUGGACUUUUUUUUUAUCACAUUUAUCCAAGACACAGGCCAGUUGAAUUCUUUUCAGUUUUAAUGCCUUUUAAGUGUUGUGAAUUGUUUAAGUGUUUGGUUGCUAUUUGUGUAAAGGGAGUUAAAGGCAGAUUAAGUUAAGUGGACGGAGAGUGAGUGAAAGUAAGUCCUUAGUUUAGGUUUUCAUGUCGGUGCACAGAUUUUAGAAGAAAAUAUAUGUCAUUUGUUUUACUGAAGAUGUUUGCAAAUGAUAAUACUAUUAUUUUGUUUCCCAGCUGGGGAGAUGUUGUGUAGUAGUGGACCAAGGAUAAUCAUCUUCUUUUAAUACAGUGACUGCUGAGAUAUUUCCGGGUCAACAAUUAUCUCAUGAACAUGAUGAAAGAUGUGAAAAAAUAAGACAGGAAUCAGGAGGUGGGUGCCCCGAGGCAAAACUGCUGGGCAGCCAUUGAUAGAUUGUAGGGGGAUGUGUCAUUAUACAAAAUACAUUAAAUGAAAUAAAACCCAUGGGUAAGGUCAUGAAGUUGGACCAGAAUUUCAGGAGGGGCAGUGUUGCAAAGAUAUUCAUAGGCAAGUCAUACAUUUAGCAGUCUUGAUAAUCCCUAGUCCACACCUCUUUGUAGGUAAUACUUGGUCCUUUAGGAAGUCCCUGUUUUUGUACGGACACAUUUAUUCAAGGCUGAUAAACCGAUCACAUGCUGCAUGUCAAAUAGCCCUCCUGGGGUGUGGUUCUUCCCUGUUAUUUCAUGUGAAGAGUCUAUUUUACCCAGAAGAUAAACAGAUAACUAUCUAAUAUUUAUUAACACAAUGUGCUUCAUCCUAAGCUGGAUUACCAACAUUCAUGUACAAGUAUUCUUUAUUGACGUACGGCAACCUUCCCAGGUCAUCACAAAGUGCUGUUUUUAUGAGUUGUUUGGAAACAAUUGUUUUCAAGCUUUUUAGCCCCCGAUUUGAGGAUAGAUCGCCAAACUCGAUGUUGAUUGCCCAAACUGUUGCUGUCUGCCACCUUCUUUAUUUCAGCCCACUACAUUAUGCUGAUGGACAGAUUUCAAGUGGGUCAAGAAAGGCAUUUAUUUCAGUAUCAUGAAGUGUUGUUUAGAAAUCUGUGGACUGAUUUGGAGAGUUGGUCAAUUCUUGGUAGGGGAAGGAGGUGUCAGAAUGUCAACUGGACAAGGAGCUGAUUCUCAUGAAAAAUAUGAAGCUCAGAAAUUCUAGUAGUGAGCUAACAGAGAUCAAAACACAGAGUAUUGCAAACUAAUUCAUGAAUCAGAAUUCAAAAGUUAUAAAUGGUAACAAUCGCCCAAGCCGCCUGUCCACUGCCCCACUUUAUGUUCUGCCUCAGCAGAAUCUUCCUGUGAAUAAUUCAAUUCUUUGUUGUAUAUCCCAUGUGGAGGAUUUAAUUAUACCAGUUCUUCACCAAGAAAAAACAAUUUACCUGUCAGUGUAUGUGUCUAUUGUUUAUACCACUGAAAGUAUAUGAUGCAAGACAUCGGAGUUGCACAUGAACGCACUGUCCGGUGUUGUUGGCCUGUUACUGAUCGUAUCAGGGGUGAUGAUAAGCAGGAUCUGCCGAUCUCCAUGGUAACGGCUCUGAAGGACUCUUUGGCAUCACAGAAUCCUUACUGAUUCACAAAAAUUAUUGUAUAUUUUUGCAAUGCUUCAUACACUUUUGAAUAAUCAGUAUGUGCACCUCAAGUCUAUUUCCAUUGAAUUUGGGGACUGGUGGAGUGGGAGGGACAUCUGGAUUUCAGUUGUCAGGCCAAGAUUUUUCCUGAGUUUGUUUGGCAGUGAUACACCUUAUUAUGUUUCAGUCUUGAGAGAAUCCACACCUUACACAUCAGUAGUCUGCAUUCAUGAAUGAAAUUUCAUCAUGGAAACACAUUUUAACAAUCAGGACUUUUGUUACCAUUUUCAGUGCUAAUCAGUAUAAAUUGUCUCAGUUGUAUUGGAGGGCAUGACUGGCUUACAGAUGAUUUUAAUCCAAAUGGAUUUUGUGUACAUUUGUUCCUAAUUUUAAUGUGAACUUUAAACAUUUAUUUGCAACAAAAAGUUGUUAUUCUUUUAUUUUUAACAGAAAACACAAGCAUGUCUUGCAGAAUUCUGUGGAAUUAUUCUUUGCUGCAGAAUUCUGUGGAAUUAUUCUUUGCUGCAGAAUGCUUCAGGGACCUACACUGUCAUGACUUACCUCCCUUCUGUAUUGUAAGGUGGCUAUUUCUGAUUUCUAAGGAUGUCGUCAGAUUGUCAAUGUAGACGUUUUAGCAGCUUGUGCUUUUGUUCAUCGCAUAAUAAUAUUUUUUCUCCAAGGAAAAGUGCAAUUCCACACUCUUUGAGAAGAAUGACUUUAUGUUGCUUUAUUUAAGGGUGGGAGAGAGACACCGUCGUGUCAAGUUUUAGAAGAAACCUACUAUUUUCUUAAAGCUGGGUCAAUAAGAAUCUCCUUGCUUUCAUUGCAGUUGUCAGACUUGAAGAUUAUGGUUGAGUCAGGUGAUAUCGUAUGUCCUGCAACAUCUGUUGUCCUGCAGUUCCUGUUUUCACGUGUAACUGGGUGGGUUGUGUGUGAGGAUGUCAUUGCCUUGAUGGUUCUAUUGUACCAGAGAAAGGCUGUGUGGGGCGGGUGUGCUUGGAGAUUUUGAAGUCACAAUUUGCAUACAAGUUUGUGAAGACACAGUGCGUCGGGUUCAGAAAUUGUCUGAAUUCUCAACCUGAUCUGUAACAAUCCUGGCAGUCCACCAAAUGAUCUCAGUGCUACUACAGUCAUAAGUCUAUAUCAAGGUAUUAAGUUAUGGCAGUCCAUGGAGUGAGAGGGUCUGGCCUCAUCCCUCAAAGUGAUCUUAGCGCUCCCCUACAUAGAUUUAUGGUAAUCAUUGAGCUAAGAUCGCUUUGUGGAACAGGACCCUAGGGCAGAGGUGAUCGUAGUCCGGUACCAUAACAUAGGUUUGCGAUAGUUGUAGUGCUAGGAUCACUUUGGGGAACAUUACCCUGGGCCUCAUUCCAUAAAGCGAUCUUUGGUGAUUUUAAUUCCCAUACCAUACCAUAGAUUUACGAUAGUUGCAGCGCUAAGAUCCCUUUGUAGAACAGGACCCUAGCAAUGAGGUGAUGGUAGUCCGGUGCCAUACCAUAGAUUUACGAUAGUCGCAGCGCUAAGAUCACUUUGGGGAACUGAUCCUUAUUGAACAAAAUUAUCUUGGCACAAGUCUAUGUUAAAGUAUUUGAGUUGGGAUUACCUUAGCGCUAAGAUCGCUCUAUGGAUUGCGACUUUGGACUUGCAAGGUUGCACUGUAGUCCUCGACAGCUUGUCAUGCCAAAAAGACCAACAAGUCUCUUGCCAGACUCCCUUCAAACAACUGCUGUGAGGGUCACAUGAUCGUACUUCGAGAACUGUCAUGUUGUAGUACCACAACAGCUGAUGCAGCAAUAGCCAUAGGAAUUGGUACUACAUAGGUCCAGUGUUUUUAUGUAAAAGACCAAUAUAAUUAUUGUAGUGAAGUUUUGUUUCCUAUAAGCAUGGUAAGAAUGAAACCUACUGAUCAAGAUAAUAGGAUUUAUUUGAAUAAUACCCCAAUAUUUAUCAAGUUUGUUACUAAAUGUUUGAUUUUAUGAAUUUAAUAUCUUUUAAAGCUGAAGUCAUCGCGAUGUUGAGUAACGACAGAUCUCACUUUUAGCGUGACAGCGCAAAAGUAGUCCUAGAGCCAGGAUAAUAUAUGACAGUGCAAUGUGUAUAUUAAUAUUAACACUAUUUGAUGCUGGACAGUUGACGACUAGCAGAAUGUGAGAUUCACUCACACCGAUAAACCAAUAUGUCAUCCAGCAUUAUUCUCGUGUCUGAUUGGUUGAGAGAUAAUCGCACAAAGAACACCCAGAUCUGAACACACCUGUAAUAAUAUUUACCGCUUAAUAAAUUAUGUUCCUGUUAAAUAUUUGCCGUGAAUAGCAUGUACAGCAAUAUCCAACCUUAAUAUAAUCAGCAAAUUGUAGAGCUAAGUGAAGUGCCAUAAAAUAUCCACUUGUGAUAUCGGGAGACUGACAAUCUUAAUUGUAUACACAAAAUUAUUUGUGCACAGUAUACAUGAUCACCAUAGUAACCCAAGAUGCCAGUUAACUUGGCAGUAGUGUUGUUCCUGUACACAUGACAAGGUAAACAUACUUACUUGCAUCAGAAACAAAUAUUUAUCCAUCCAAAUAUAACCCACAAUGGAACUCGUUUGCAGAGAUUCAGUCUUGUCUGAAACUUAAGCCAGCCAUGAUAUGAACCAUAGUCGGGUGGCCCACAAGAUAAUGUGUUUCGUCAAGCCAAGACCCAAGAACCGAGGUUAGGUCACACAUUUUUGUAUUUUUCGUUUCACAGGCCCAACGCCCCUAAUGAAAAACAGCUGGAAAGGAAAUAAAUUAAACAAAAAAAUAUUUAUUUUUAUUAUGUCUCAUGCAAGUAAUAUAGACCCCUUUAUACAAUAUAAAACAGAAUAUAUAAAUUUCAUGUCUACAUCACUAUCGGUGAUUCAAGAAGCCAGCUGCAGCUUUAACUCCACGGCAGAAUGAUUUUCAUAUAAAUAAAUAAAUGAUUGACUUAGCUAUUUAUUUUCACCGACCUUGCAUGAAAAAGCUGGAAUAAAUCCCUGAAACAUCAAAUUAGAAAAGUGUGGCCUCAACUUACCAACAUGGGUACAGCAUGUCAAGCCAAUUAUUUGCGUUCCACAUCGUAUGGCUUAAAUUUUGCCGAAACAAGGCCUAAAUCUGAGGGAAAAAAUGGUAAAAUUUCAACAAGACUCGAACUAAUUCUAAUUUGAAUAUUCGAUACACAGAAUUGUCUUCUCUCUACACUCCAAUAAUAAUGUAAAUUUGAAAUCAAGCAUAUUCUAAAAUCAAUUCCUUUCAUUUACCGAUAAAGACAAAAUACACAUGAAUUCUUAUAUGACGUGAAACAUGAUUACCCUGUAGUUGGCCCAAACUAAGCAUGGAUGUAUUUAUUUAAGUCUGUGAUAAUGACUCUGUUAUCCAUGUUCUGGGGCCAGGGUGUCAGAUCUGGCUGUUCAUGGCUUUUUGGUGUAAUGUAAGACUGACCAAAAAUGUAUUCUAUAUAUAUGGGAUAAGACAACUUUGUUCAACAAGUACCAUGUACAGGAUGUAAGCUUAAUAUCAUCUGCUGGAUAUGUUUUGUACUCUGUGUACAGAAAUUGGAAUAAAACUAUGCAGAUAA